Manacus vitellinus (golden-collared manakin) is the source of this 4168-nucleotide messenger RNA. RefSeq names its product phosphatidylinositol transfer protein alpha (gene PITPNA). The transcript has 13 exons. Gene Ontology annotation, biological process: phospholipid transport. The record is from RefSeq and is a predicted model, not a curated record. Lineage: Eukaryota; Metazoa; Chordata; Aves; Passeriformes; Pipridae. Bases 1 to 1254 code for a protein of 417 amino acids. Gene Ontology annotation, molecular function: phosphatidylcholine binding; phosphatidylinositol binding; phosphatidylcholine intramembrane carrier activity. Gene Ontology annotation, cellular component: cytoplasm.
AUGUGCUCAUCAAGGAAUAGUGAGUGCGGCGGGGAGCCGCUGCUACCCCCCCCCUCCCUCCCAACCUCGGCCCCUCUUCGUCCCUCCGGUCACCUCCGGGCCUGGCGCGGGCGGCCGCGGGUGGGCGGCCCGGGCUGGCCCCCGCAGUGCGGCCGCGGGAGGGAAGGGAAGGAAGGGAGGAGGGAAGGGGAGCGCUGUGAGGGCCGCGGCGCCGGUGGGGGCGGCAGUGAAGGUCACGGCGGGGCGGGGGCCGCGGCUGCCGGCGGGCCCGGGUCCGCUCGGCCCCUCGGCGGCUCCGCGGGGCCCCCCCCCCCCCCGGAGCCCUUGGCCCCGCACCGGCGGUGGGCUGUGGGUUGUUCCCGGUGCCCCGGUGCCGAGGGCCUCGCACCGGUGGAGUGUCAGCCCCGGUGGUUUCCGUGGGGGCUGUGGAGUCCCCAACGAGAAGCUCCUGGAAUAAGCCGCGUUAUCCUGCCUGUGUCUGUGGAGGAGUAUCAAGUGGGGCAGCUGUAUUCUGUGGCAGAAGCCAGUAAAAAUGAAACUGGAGGAGGUGAAGGAGUGGAGGUCCUGGUGAACGAGCCCUACGAAAGAGAUGGAGAGCGUGGGCAGUACACACACAAGAUCUACCACUUACAGAGCAAGGUGCCAACAUUUGUGAGAAUGCUGGCCCCUGAAGGAGCUCUGAAUAUACAUGAAAAAGCAUGGAAUGCCUACCCCUACUGCAGAACUGUUAUUACAAAUGAGUAUAUGAAGGAUGACUUCCUGAUCAAAAUUGAAACCUGGCAUAAAUCAGAUCUUGGAACACAAGAGAAUGUCCAUAAACUGGAGCCAGAGGUAUGGAAGAGUGUAGAAGCCAUUUAUAUAGACAUUGCUGAUCGGAGUCAAGUACUUCCCAAGGAUUACAAGGCAGAAGAAGAUCCAGCAAAAUUUAAGUCUGUCAAGACUGGACGUGGACCUCUGGGUCCCAACUGGAAGAAAGAUCUGGGGAAACAGUCAGAUUGUCCAUACAUGUGUGCUUACAAGCUGGUAACAGUCAAGUUCAAGUGGUGGGGCCUGCAAAAUAAAGUUGAGAACUUUAUACAGAAGCAAGAAAAGCGUCUCUUCACAAACUUCCAUCGGCAGCUCUUUUGCUGGCUCGAUAAGUGGGUUGAUCUGACUAUGGAGGACAUUCGUAGGAUGGAGGAGGAGACCAAGAGACAGCUGGAUGAGAUGAGAGAAAAAGAUCCAGUGAAAGGAAUGUCGGCUGCAGAUGACUAAUAUGACUCCUUCCUUGUGCACUUUUCAAGACAGUCAUCAGGAAGGCCCAGGGAAUCCACACUCUUGACUGACGGACCAUCUCUGGAUCAAGCCUUUCUCUAUCCAAUCGGCAGGCGAUUUUAAACCUCCCAUAGCUAAUUCUAGAUGCCCCUUAAUAUUGUGAGCAAAUAGACCGUCUGGUACUAAGCACUCCAGUGUUAGCACGUGUAUCCCAAGGAGGCAGCUCCUCGGAGACGUGUGACUUAGAGAUCGCUGUAUUUACAACUCCUCCCUCCUCUUUUUUUCAUUGUGUUCAGACCAACUUCCAUGUGGCCCUGUUUGAUUUCCAAGUGACAUUUUUAGCUAAAAUAGUCUUGUGAUGUGGUGACUUAGAUUUUUUCUUUUUCUUUUUUUUUUUUUUAAUUUUUUUUCCCAUGUGGGAUAAACUGCCACCUUUGUUUCUGCCCAGCCCUUCACCGUUCUUUGAAUGUCUGUUUGGAGAGGGAAACUUGUCAGUAUUUUAGAGUGCAAAAUGAUUCCACAAAAUGCUCUGCUUUGGCUCUUGCUCCCAGGGGGAGAUAUUUAAUGAUGGGUAAUCUGAAUACAUAAUGAGUAGCAGCCAGAGAGAGUUCUUGGUCUGUGAUGAGUUGUGAUCCAUGGCUCCUGCCUGGCAUUACUUUGUUCUGUCUUAGCAUCCAUGGAUUAAAGACUGCCCAGGAGCUGUGAUCAGCAUCCCCGUGCUGGGACCUUCAGCACUUCCCUGUUGAGUUUCAACUUAGGGGUCCAUGGUCCCUUUGGCCCAUGUAGCUCUGUUGUCCUCCAGCUGUGUGUCAGUCUUACAAAAUCCUUCUUGACAUAUGUUGCAACUUCCUGGUUCUUUGUUUACCAAGAUUUCCCAUAACUUACAAAGCUGAAGUGACUGACUAAUAAUAAUGUGAUUCUCCCUGGACCAAUUGGGAUGUUGCAAAGGCUGGUGUACAAGUAAAGUCUUGGUGUCUGGCUACAUCCAGAUGCCUGGGGUGGUGGUUCUGCUCAGCAAUAAUAUUCUUCCCAUUGCAAGACUGACUAAAAUAUCUGCUUUUGUGCUAUAAAAAAAUAACUUACAAAAACCUGCAGUUAUUUUCUAGGAUAUUUGUUGGUGAUUAUAAAUCACAAAGGAUACUGUUAAUGUAAAGAGCUCUGUUUAUUUAAUGAACUCAAGUACUUACUGUAACUAUCCUUAUGUUGAUAACAGCUUUAGACAAUCAACUAAGCAGAACAAAGAAAUGCUGCUUUCUUAAAUAUGAGAAAUAUGAGGAAAAAAUCCUACUUCUUUGCUAAUGCCCUAAGGCACAAUAUUUGAUUUUUCUUUUUUUUCCCCCUAGUAGUAAUAACUUUAUUUUCCACUUCUGUAUUUGGCAGCACUAACAUGAAAUACUGAAAUGCCAAACAGUCGUGGGUGCACCACCACUUUUGAGGAGUCUUUUUAGCAUUCUGUAAUGCACCAACUCCUCCAGCCCUUCCUGCUCCUGCAAGCAGGAGAUCCUGAAAUGAUCCCAUGCCAUGCUGAGCAAGGGCUGGGAUCAGAACUGUUUGCAGAGUGAGGGAAGAUAGGAAUGCUCUGGAGGGAGAGGAUGGCAUUUGGUUUCUGGGAAGGGGGCAGUUUAUCCCUUUAUUUUUAGUUUGUUAUUUUGCCUUACUCAUGUCUAAGUGCAAUAAGCUCUGAAUUGUACCAGUAACUCUGGCAGGCUCUUCUCAGUGACCUCAGACGGUUCUGUGGGGUUGGGGUGGGGUUUGAGGGGUUUUUAGCAAUCUCACCAGGCAGAAGUAAAACAAAUUUAUUGUAAAAUAGGUAAAGAAAUUAAAUUUUAAUCUGUGAGGCUAUUUGGGACCAGGAUGUUUCAUGGCAUGUUCUGUAGCUGUUCCAGAAGUUUUUUUAGGAGUGUAGGCCCCAGUUAGAGUUCUUUCAGUUUGAAGUAUUUUUAACUGAGAAUUUAUGCACUGACUUCUGUUCGUGUUUGUUGGUUACGUUUUGAGGGAUUCUUACACUUGAGGGCAACCUGAGAAUACACACAGCACACUUGUUCUUUCAGUUUGUGUUAUCCAAGAGGCUUUCCAUCUGAUGACACUAAUCGCCGUGGAAGCAGAUUGUAACAUUCCACCGUGCAAUCCUUUUUUGAUCCUCUGAUUUCAGAGUAAGAGCUUUUACACAAAGCUUUCCUGAUUAGUGGAAAAACUUGGAGGCGGGGGGAGGAAAACUGCAGGAACUUCAGCCUGAAUACCCCCCCCCCCCGCCUCCCUUGCCCUGUGUUUUCUUUCCUUCCAAUUUGAUCCGAAGUGGAAGCAUCCCUCAGCCUUGGGAUAGACAAAUCCUGUAAAGACCCUUCAGUCUCGAUGCUUGGUUCCUGCUAGUGAGCAUAGCGAAGAUCACGCAGCGUUCCCGUGCCGUAUCUCUCAUCAGCUUUGGCAAGAACCCCUCGACCUGUCGGCUCCCAGCGGGAUUGGCCCUGGGACAUUGGCCCAUCCAGGGGCGAUGGAUGUGCCAGGACUGUUGCUCCCAUCUGCUGUUGGUCCAUCCAAGGUGGAUGUAUAUGCUGGGACCCUUGCUCCAUCCUCCACUGGUCUGUCCAGGGGUGAUGGAUGCACUGGGACCUUCACUCCCAUCCAGAGUGGGUUUGGGGGUCUAGAGGCAGGUCCCUCACCCCAGCCUGGGUUAGACUGGUUUGCUGGUGGGGCUGCUCGCCCCCCACAUCCCACACCCCUCUGGGUUCAUCCCGCUGGGCCUCCCGCCACGUCCCGAUGGGUUCAUCGUGCUCUUUUCCUUUGGCAACACACUUUGUAGAAAGGGUUAGAUUAUCUCGUCGUUUCUUUAAAUGUGAGUUUGUGCCUUUUUUGUCUCCUAAAUCUUCCAAUACAGGCAUAUUGGAAACGAAAUCUAAUAAAAUACUAGACAGAG